GUUGCCAUCGUGUUGCUGAGGGACGUGAGAGCCCUGCAUUAAAAACAUACAGCCGGAGUAACUUCAGCUUUUAAUUAACUAAAUAACUUAAAAAACUCAAACCUCAGCGCGUUCAGCGAGAACUGGGGAAUAAUAUAUAUAUAUGCUGCAGUAUUCAGAGCUAGGGCGCCGGUUCCUGCCUUGUUUUAGUGGUUUUCUGAGCACCGGGCGGAGGUUGAGAGCGUGGCUGGAGUAUGAAGCUCUGUGGGCGGCCGCUGCAGCGCUGACUAACCGCUUACAGCACACGGAGCCCCGGCUCGCCUGGUCUCACUCCUCCGCUGCUGCUGUUGCUGCCGACCCGAGUCGAGCUCCAUCAUCCUGCACUGCCUGUGGACGUGCCGCUCUCCCCCUUCGCCAGUUGCCAUGGCGCCCAAAGACAUCAUGACCAACUCCCAUGCCAAGUCCAUCUUAAAUGCCAUGAACGCCUUGAGGAAGAGCAACACGCUGUGUGACAUCACGCUGAGGGUGGAGAACACAGAUUUCCCCGCCCACCGCAUCGUCCUGGCCGCCUGCAGCGACUACUUCUGUGCCAUGUUCACCAGUGAGCUGGCUGAGAAGGGAAAGUCCUUCGUGGACAUUCAGGGUCUCACUGCUUCCACCAUGGAGAUUCUUCUGGACUUUGUUUACACAGAGACUGUGUUAGUGACUGUGGAGAAUGUGCAGGAGCUGCUCCCUGCUGCCUGCCUGCUCCAGCUUAAAGGGGUGAAGAGGGCUUGCUGUGAUUUCCUCAACAGCCAACUGGACCCGUCCAACUGCCUGGGCAUUCGAGACUUUGCGGAGACUCAUAAUUGCGUGGACCUGAUGCAGGCGGCGGAGCUUUUCUCUCAGAAACAUUUCUCUGAGGUGGUGCAGCACGAAGAGUUCAUGCUCCUCAGCCAGACUGAAGUGGAAAAGCUCAUUAAAUGUGAUGAGAUUCAGGUGGACUCUGAGGAGCCGGUGUUUGAGGCUGUGUUAAACUGGGUUAAACACAACCGUAAGGAGCGAGAGCCGUACCUGUCCGACAUGCUGGAAUACGUACGAAUGCCUUUACUCACGCCACGUUACAUCACCGACGUUAUCGACUCUGAGCCUCUUAUCCGCUGCAGUCUGGCCUGUCGGGAUCUCGUGGAUGAAGCCAAGAAGUUUCACCUGAGGCCUGAGUUACGCAGCGAGAUGCAGGGACCUCGAACUCAAGCCAGACUAGGUGCCAAAGAAGUCCUGCUGGUGAUCGGUGGGUUUGGCAGUCAGCAGUCCCCAAUUGACGUUGUGGAAAAGUACGAUCCCAAAACCCAAGAAUGGAGUUUUCUGCCUAACAUUGCACGUAAGCGGCGUUACGUUGCUACCGUUUCCCUAAACGAUCGCGUGUACGUAAUCGGAGGCUACGACGGCCGGUCACGUCUCAGCUCUGUGGAGUGUCUGGACUACACAGCGGAUGAAGAUGGAGUUUGGUACACUGUCGCCACCAUGAACGUACGACGAGGCCUGGCAGGAGCAACCACACUCGGAGAUAUGAUUUAUGUUGCUGGGGGGUUUGAUGGAAGUCGGCGGCACACCAGCAUGGAGAGAUACGACCCCAACAUUGACCAGUGGAGCAUGCUGGGAGAUAUGCAGACUGCCAGAGAGGGGGCGGGACUUGUAGUGGCCAGUGGGCUCAUCUACUGUUUAGGUGGCUAUGAUGGCUUGAACAUCCUGAAUUCAGUAGAGCGCUAUGACCCACACACUGGUCACUGGACCAGCGUCACGCCAAUGGCCAACAAGCGUUCUGGUGCAGGGGUGGCUCUGCUAAAUGACCACAUUUAUGUAGUCGGAGGGUUUGAUGGCACAGCCCAUCUUGCGUCUGUAGAGGUUUACAACAUCCGAACAGACUAUUGGACGACAGUGGCGCCCAUGACCACGCCUCGCUGCUAUGUGGGAGCUACAGUACUAAGGGGGCGACUAUAUGCUAUUGCAGGAUAUGACGGUAACUCCUUGCUGAGCAGUAUCGAAUGUUACGACCCUGUGCUGGACAGCUGGGAGGUGGUGACCUCCAUGGCCACUCAGCGCUGUGACGCCGGGGUCUGCGUGCUGCGGGAGAAGUGAGGGCACGGCUGCUGGACUGCUUUUAAACUCAGUAAGACACGUGGUGGACGAAGCAUUUGUGCUGGUGAUUGGCAGCUAAUAUCUGAGACUGAUCUGCUACUAUGUGCCACGUGUGAUUAUCGCAUGGAGGAGUGGGAGAACUGGAAACCGCAGAUCUGCUGUACUGUACUCAUUUCCUCCGUUGGACCUUAGUUCUGUUGCCGUCUGAGAUCCGUGUAAAGUGUGUGAUGCCCUCGCUGCGUGCGGCAUGCCGAGAUGUCUUCGCUCUCCAUACAUGAUGACCCUGUGGUUCGGUUACGUGCGCGAGGAUGGCGGCGACGUGGUCACGAGUCUACAAUAGUGCAAUAUUUUGAUCUACUGCUACAAAUAUAUAUAUAUAAAAAGACUGGGAAUGCAGAGCAGCAUUAUAUAUUAAUGCCUGCUUCAGCUGUUGCUGCUAUUUGCCUUAUUGCCUUUACGGCAAAAAAAAAAAAGGGCUUCGGCCUGCUCUGACCUGCAGUUGGAGUGUAUAUAUAUAUAUAUAUAAAAACUAUAAACUGAAGAAGAGGAUCCAAAAAUUGAAAAAAAAAGAUACCACCAUUUCCUGCUGCAAGUGAACGUUCUUCUUGAGUUCUGCAAGGUUCUUAAAGGUUGUCUGGAACUGGUGAUCAUUGUCCUUGCUUGCGCUCUGGACCUCCCUGCCUAUACUUUUGAAAGUCCUCCUCAUUGCCUCUCAGUUAAAGGUACAGUAAGUAGAAUUUUCUGUAAAAAAAGAAAAGAAAGAUUAUUAUAAUAUAUUAAAGGCCCUUUCACACAAGUACACCAGAUUUUUUUCGAAUGAACAAGAAAAUAAAGCAGCUUUUAACGUACUAGAACCUUUACACAGAAUCUACAAGACAUUUUUUGCCUUAUGUGGGGCUGCAAACUUUCAUACGUCUCUCUCGUUAAUGUCCAUUCUUUCUGUUUCUCCGCUCCCUGUCCACUUCUGCUCUCUCUUUUUUUUUUCUUUCAAGAUUAGUGAUCAUUAACGAAGAACAAAGGGGUUACAUCAUAAGUUCCCUAUAAAGACCUCCCAGAAGUGUAGUUGUCUGUAUUAAUGCUGCAUUACACAUAUAAAUUUGCUUCUUUUGGACUUUUUUGAUAGUCUGGAUGGUUCUUUUCAUCUUUUAUCCAGAGCUCACAGUGUCCAUUUCUUCCACUAAUGAUCUGGAAUACUGAUUGUUCUGACCACAAUCCACUGUUGAUUGAUGGUCCAUUAUUCCAGUUUCCUGCAAAUCCCAUAGAUGAUGGUAGAUAGUAUGGUGCUUCUGGACAUUGUGAACAUAUUCUGCACAGUAAGUUUACCUUCCACACUUAAACAGUCAGACUGUUCAAUCAGAGUAUGGGUUUCUGUGCUCUGAUCUCAACACAAUCAGCUGUUCCGCUGCCAUCUUAAUGCUCUUUCUGCAACCACACUGUUAAAAAUAAGAGGGAGCUUUUACACCUACACGUUAUUUGGUCAGGACUUUCAAACCGCAAACCACGGCUCGGACCAGAGGACCAUUAUUCGGUCUGACCAUAAGAGGAGGUCUUUGUCCACAUAAGCUGAAACAUGAUCCAAUUUGGCACGGUUCUGACUUUGUUCAGACCAUUUACAGGAAGUUGUGUCAGGCUAUCAUCACCCAUUAAACAAUAGAAGAAUAAAACUCUUGGCGAUGUGCAGGCAUGACAUGCAGCAGUAUGGGUACAACAGAUUACGGUGCUGGUGAUUCUGUAUCUACUGUAACUGUAGAUUAAUUACAGGGCAGUAUGGGUACAACAGAUUACAGUGCUGGUGAUUCUGUAUCUACUGUAACUGGAGAUUAAUUACAGAGCAGUACGGGUACAACAGAUUACAGUGCUGGUGAUUCUGUAUCUACUGUAACUGUAGAUUAAUUACAGAGCAGUACGGGUACAACAGAUUACGGUGCUGGUGAUUCUGUAUCUACUGUAACUGUAGAUUAAUUACAGAGCAGUACGGGUACAACAGAUUACAGUGCUGGUGAUUCUGUAUCUACUGUAUCUGUAGAUUAAUUACAGAGCAGUACGGGUACAACAGAUUACAGUGCUGGUGAUUCUGUAUCUACUGUAAGUCAGAAAAUGACUUUUCUACAAUGUUCCAGCUAUGGUUUAUGGAUUAUAUACCUUACUGAUGCUCAGUGAUUUUUUUGCAGCAGAAAAAUAGCCAGCUCGCCCAUUUUCAUGGCUUCAGCACACUGUUCUCAUUCUGUUGUCUAUACCUGGCAACCCGGGGUGUGAAUAUGGGAAUAGCGAAAUGGUGGUGAACAGGUUUGGAGGCCAAAACCCACACAGAUUUCUGUGAUGCAAGUCAGACAAGUGUAUUAUUAAUUCCAAAAACUGUUCAUAAUGUCACAGUCCAUCAGUUUCAGACUUUGUGCAAAAGAUAUACAUAUAUUAGUUUUCAGAACUUGAGGUGCGUUCCGUUUUUUUCAUCCAUAAAAAUCGACCUCAGUGCAAAGGGGCCUUUUGAAGUGUGGAAUGUGGUUUGCUGUUGAUGGGACCUAAAAAAAAAAUUCAUGGCAACAUACAUGUUCAGAAAAUGCCUUUUCUACAAUAGUCUAUUUAUGGUUUUACAACUAUGGUUAGUAAACCUUACUGAAGCUCAGUGAUUACCUGUUCAAGCAGAAAAAUAGCCAGCUUGCCCAUUUUCACAUUCUGCUGUUUAUACCUGGCAACCCGGGACAUGGAAAUGGGAGUAGGGGAAUGGCUGUGAGCAGGUUUGGAGGCCCCAACCCACACAGAUUUCCAUGACACAAGUCAAACAGGCUUUGUUUUAUUCCCAAAAAGUGUUCAUAGUGUCCCAGUCCAUCAGUUUUAUGUAUAUCAGUUUUCAGAACUUGACGUACAUUUCAUAUUUCACCCACAAAAAUCGACCUCAUAGCGAAAGGGCCUUAUGAAGUGCAGAACAUGGUUUACUGAUGGGAAAAACUUAAACGUGUUCAGAAAAUGCCUUUUCCACAGCAUUCAUGUUGUUAGCUAUGUCGCUAGCAAUCCCAUCAGUCAUAAAGUAUACAAUCCAUUGAAGUAUACUUGGUGUACCUUUAAUGAAUCAAUGUGAUUGUCUUACCAACAUCAGCAGAUGUGUACUGUGUAUUCAGCUCCACAGAGACGUUAUCAGCCAGUUCUGCAGUGUUUACUGUAAACCGGUUUAAGUGCAUUUAAAGAGAAUCGAAAAGAACAGAGGAGUUUUUGCUCCUGUGCUCCCUGUGUGUAAAACUGUUGCUCAUGAUCACACGUGAAGUGUUUGUACUGUUCUGUAGAUAUGUAUUCAUCAUUUUGAGAGAUUGUUUGUAUGUAUGUUUGAUGUACUGAUCUAAUCGGACUGAUAUAAUUGUGAAUAGUUUGCGACUAUGAAAAAGAUGUGUAAUAAAUUGUCUGUACGUCAGAUAAAA
Messenger RNA from Astyanax mexicanus (Mexican tetra), 5507 nucleotides. RefSeq names its product kelch-like protein 12. The transcript is spliced from 12 exons. Bases 403 to 2097 code for a protein of 564 amino acids. Gene Ontology annotation, molecular function: protein binding. NCBI's taxonomy places the organism in Eukaryota, Metazoa, Chordata, Actinopteri, Characiformes, Acestrorhamphidae. The record is from RefSeq and is a predicted model, not a curated record.